This is a messenger RNA of Zalophus californianus (California sea lion), 5701 nucleotides long. It is a transcript of the gene NDST3, whose product is annotated as N-deacetylase and N-sulfotransferase 3. The transcript is spliced from 15 exons. Gene Ontology annotation, molecular function: deacetylase activity; heparan sulfate N-sulfotransferase activity. The record is from RefSeq and is a predicted model, not a curated record. Bases 364 to 3081 code for a protein of 905 amino acids. Lineage: Eukaryota; Metazoa; Chordata; Mammalia; Carnivora; Otariidae. Gene Ontology annotation, cellular component: Golgi apparatus.
UCGCCCCGCAGCCUCUGCCAGCCCUGCGCCGCCCGCGCUCCGGACCAGCCCCAGUCGCCCACCGGCGGCGUCCGCGGGGUCCCCGGGAGGGCGAGGAAAGGGUCGUCCGCGUCGCCCCCGCCCGGCUCCCGGCACCGAGUCCCCUCCAAACGGCGCCCGGACCUCGGGGCUGCCCCCGGGGAGUCGCUGAGGCCGAGCACCCCGGGAAGGGGAAGGAGGAUCCCGCGGACGGCUGCAGCCCGAGACUGUAUUUUCUGUGAGUCCUGAUCCAGUGCAACAAAUGCGCUGCAAUGGUGACAUAAACUAUUGACGGAGACUGGAAAAGUAGCUGAACACCAUCUUUUCUUUUCUUCUUCCUUUUUUAUGGUGCUUCAAUUGGAACAGUCUGAGGGAAGUAUAUGCAACAUGAGUUUUAUCAUGAAGCUUCACAGACACUUUCAAAGGACGGUUAUUCUGCUCACCACAUUUUGUAUGGUGAGCAUUAUUAUUUCUGCAUACUACCUGUACAGUGGCUACAAACAGGAAAAUGAACCCUCCGAGAUGAUGUCUGAAGUGGACUGUGCGGAUUUCCAACACCUACCAUACAGGCUUAUGGAAGUCAAGACAAUGAAGCUUUCUGAUGCCUCGAGGACAGACCCCACAGUCCUGGUGUUUGUGGAGAGCCAAUACUCAUCACUUGGUCAAGACAUAAUUAUGAUUCUAGAAUCCAGUAGGUUCCAGUAUCACAUUGAAAUUGCUCCUGGAAAGGGGGAUCUCCCAGCACUUAUAGAAAAAACUAAAGGCAAAUAUAUUCUCGUUAUUUAUGAGAAUAUAUUAAAGUAUAUAAACAUGGACUCUUGGAACCGAAGCCUUUUAGAUAAAUACUGUGUGGAAUAUGGUGUGGGUGUCAUUGGAUUCCACAAAACUAGCGAGAAGAGUCUACAGAGCUUUCAGUUGAAAGGUUUCCCUUUCUCCAUAUAUGGAAACCUUGCGGUAAAAGAUUGUUGUAUUAAUCCUCAUUCUCCAUUGCUUCAUGUGACCAAAUCUUCCAAGCUUGAAAAAGGUUCUUUACCUGGAACUGACUGGACAGUUUUCCAGAUUAAUCACUCAGCCUACCAACCAGUAAUAUUUGCCAAAGUAAAGACCCCAGAGAACCUUUCUCCUCCCAUCUCUAAAGGUGCUUUUUAUGCAACUGUCAUACACGACUUGGGGCUUCAUGAUGGAAUUCAAAGAGUUUUUUUUGGCAACAACUUGAACUUUUGGUUGCAUAAGCUCAUCUUCAUAGACGCGGUUUCCUUCUUGUCAGGAAAGAGGCUGACACUGUCCUUGGACAGGUACAUUCUUGUGGAUAUUGAUGAUAUUUUUGUGGGAAAGGAGGGAACAAGAAUGAACACCAAUGAUGUUAAGGCCCUGCUUGACACUCAGAACCUUUUGCGUGCACAAAUCACAAAUUUUACGUUCAACCUGGGAUUUUCAGGAAAAUUUUACCAUACAGGAACGGAAGAGGAAGAUGAAGGGGAUGACCAUCUUCUGGGGUCUGUGGAUGAGUUUUGGUGGUUUCCUCAUAUGUGGAGCCAUAUGCAACCCCACCUCUUCCAUAAUGAGUCAUCUUUGGUGGAGCAGAUGAUUCUCAACAAAAAAUUUGCCUUAGAGCAUGGCAUCCCUACCGACAUGGGCUACGCAGUGGCCCCUCACCAUUCGGGUGUCUACCCUGUACACGUUCAACUUUAUGAGGCCUGGAAGAAGGUUUGGAAUAUUAGAAUCACCAGCACUGAAGAAUAUCCACAUCUGAAACCAGCUAGAUAUCGGAGGGGCUUCAUUCACAAAAACAUCAUGGUUCUUCCAAGACAAACCUGUGGGCUUUUCACUCACACAAUUUUCUACAAAGAAUAUCCAGGAGGUCCUAAAGAGCUGGACAAGAGUAUCCAAGGAGGUGAACUUUUCUUCACUGUGGUUCUCAAUCCAAUCAGCAUUUUCAUGACGCAUUUGUCCAACUAUGGGAAUGACCGCCUGGGACUAUAUACAUUUGUUAAUCUGGCCAACUUCGUGCAGAGCUGGACCAACUUGCGACUUCAGACUCUGCCUCCAGCACAGCUGGCUCACAAGUAUUUUGAGCUCUUUCCUGAUCAAAAAGACCCUCUAUGGCAGAAUCCUUGUGAUGACAAACGCCACAGAGACAUUUGGUCGAAAGAAAAAACCUGUGAUCGCUUACCAAAAUUCUUGGUAAUAGGACCCCAGAAAACUGGAACCACUGCUUUGUAUUUGUUCCUGGUUAUGCAUCCUUCCAUCUUUAGUAACUCCCCCAGCCCAAAAACCUUUGAGGAGGUACAGUUCUUUAAUAGAAAUAACUACCACAGGGGGAUUGAUUGGUAUAUGGAUUUCUUCCCAGUCCCAUCUAAUGUCACCACUGACUUUCUGUUUGAAAAGAGUGCCAAUUACUUCCACUCAGAGGAAGCUCCUAAAAGAGCAGCUUCUCUGGUCCCCAAAGCCAAGAUCAUCACCAUCCUCAUUGACCCUUCAGAUCGAGCAUAUUCCUGGUAUCAGCAUCAGCGAUCACAUGAAGACCCCGCAGCUCUGAAGUUUAGCUUCUACGAAGUGAUCUCAGCUGGGCCCCGUGCACCCUCCGAGCUUAGAGCCUUGCAGAAGAGAUGUUUGGUCCCAGGGUGGUAUGCCAGCCACAUCGAGAGAUGGCUUGUUUAUUUCCCUCCUUUUCAGUUGCUAAUUAUUGAUGGGCAACAGCUAAGGAUGGAUCCUGCUACAGUGAUGGAUGAAGUACAGAAAUUUCUAGGAGUCUCUCCUCAUUAUAAUUACUCUGAAGCUUUAACGUUUGAUUCUCAUAAAGGUUUCUGGUGUCAGUUAUUGGAAGAAGGUAAAACAAAAUGCCUUGGAAAGAGCAAAGGAAGAAAAUACCCUCCAAUGGAUCUUGAUAAAAAUGCCAGCACCCAACUGUCACCAAAACAUCACAGAAUGCAUUUAACCCAGAGCAGAGCGUUUCUGUCAAGCUACUACCGAGAUCACAACGUGGAACUGUCCAAACUGCUACAUAGACUGGGGCAGCCUCUGCCAUCCUGGCUGAGACAGGAGCUGCAGAAAGUGAGAUAGCACUGAGAAAACUUCUUGAGAGCCCAUCUGCCAUGUAACAUUCACCUUUCCCAAAGCUUCCAGAAGCUACCAAAAGGCUGUUUAAAAAUAUACCUCUUCAAAUGAGAAUAAAAGAACAAAGUUCCUUCCAUGUGCUGGCAUGUGGAUGACUAGAAAAACAAAAACAAAAAAAAAGAAAGAAAAAAAAAGAAAACAUACCUGUUACAAGCCUUGAGGCCUAUGGCCUUUCUCUUAAUCCAUAUCUGAGCCUGUGGGAUUAUUGUAGACUACUGUGCACUCAUGUGGAAGUCAACUGCAACCAAUAUAGGUAUCAGACGCAAAUGCAGAAUUGCUCCAUUUCAUAGUAAUAUUUACACUUUUAUAUAUCAACUAAGAUUGCGUCUCUGUAGAUUUUUAGACCACUGUUUGCCUGUAAAAUGUUUUCUUAUUCUUUGAUUCUAUAAAGUGUCCUACAAAACAAGAAGCAAAAUAAACAUCACAAUGUAGCAUAAAAUGCCAAAGGCAUAAUACCCAUGAAAAAUGCUUGCCAAGAUAUAAAUCCACUGAAUAUUUAGAAAGAAUUGUAAAUUACAAUUUGUGCUAGAUCAGAGAGUGGAAAAGUUAUAUAUGAGGUUUAUCUGCAUCAAAAUUAAAAGGUAAGUGCUAUAGCAAAGAAAAAAGUGAUAUUUCAUACACAUACUCUAGUGCAUUUAUGUAAAAAUUACUAACUUCUCUGUCAUAAUGUAAUUGUUAUACUGAGAUAUGUUGUAAAGCCAUCAAAAGGUAUAUGGAAACACGCUGAGUAUACUAAAAUGGUAAAUAGUAAAGUGUACUCAUGAAAUCCUCUAAAAGGGAGAAAUUGUUGGGGUCUGAAGAUUUUCCAUUGACAAUUUAUAUCCUUUUUGUGAGCUACAAAUCUACUCCAAUAGUCCUCACUGGUUCUACAGAAACACUCGCAUAGAAUGUGAGGUAUGUGUCAUCUCCAGAAACAUACUGACUUUUAAAAGUAAAUAACUUUUUUUUUAAUUUUCUCCAGAACAAGACCUAUUAAAUGAAAACUAAGCACAGUGUCUCUAGAUGAUAUGUUGUUAUUCAUAUUUAAAUUAUAGAAAAACUACAUUUUUCCAGAUAGUUCAAAAUGAAAUUGUGUAAUGUAGAGAUUUAUAACAAAAAACAAAUUGAUAUAUGAUUUUUAAUCUCAUAUUUCCCAUGAUACUUUUAAUAUAAGGCAGAAGAAAAUAAGUCAAGGCCGCGUCCCAUUUUUUUUUUUUAGAAUAUUUUGUAUAUUCUCUUAUGGAAAACAAUAAAACAUAGUUAAGUAUAGGGAUUAUCUACCAAAUUAAAUGGAGGAAGUACAAAGAUGAGCCAGACAUGAUUCCUUAACUUAAAUCUUAAUUGAUCAUAUGAUUAAUAAAGUAUUCAAAAAAAAAGAAUCAUACUUAUUGUCCUAUGCUUGCAUUUACUUAAUUUUUAAAUUCACUGUACACAUAAAAAAAUUAAGUAGUAAAUUCCCUGCUAUGAUUACAUAAGCCAUUAUAAAAUGUUAUCAAAAGUAUGAUCAGGAAAAAAAAUAUGCAAGGAAAAGCUACUGCCCAAAUAUUUUCUUUGUCAUUAUAAUGUGUGAAACUAAACUCUAUCAACCAUUCACUAAUUAGAAAACAAAUUUUGAGAUCCUUCCAUUACUAUAAAUUUUUUAAAUCACAUUAUAAUUAUUAAAAUUUUUUUAAAGUUUUAUGUACCCAAAUGAUACAACGUUUUAAACAAACAAGCUAAUAACCAAAAGAACUGGAGAAAGAACAAGUUUUUAAGACCCUUACUGUAAAAGCAAAAUCAAAGUCAGUUGGACAAAUAUGAUGAACUCAAUCUUCAUGCUUACUGCUGCCUUUUUCAAAGCAGCACUUGCCCAGCAUGGUAGGAAAAUGAAUGUAGUCUUUCAUCUCCACUAAUUUAAGAAAACUGGCUUAAGAGGGGCACACAUAGUGAGAGUAAGCCCCAGCAGUUACAUACAGUGUCAUGUUUUUAUUUUGACAACAUUUCUACUGAUAAAAAAAGAAAAAAAAAACUGAUACAUUUGUGUUUUAAUGAUGAGAUGUGUAUUUAAAUUUCUAAACAAAGCUGCUCAUGGCAUAAUUCUGUCUAGGUAAACUGAGUCAAGUGAACAGCCUACCCUCUAAGAUAAAUGUUAAAAAACAUACUGGAUGCUUGUAUAAUGAAAGAAAAAGGAAAAAAUCAUACCAAAAUUUACUCAUUCACAGGACAGGCAUUAUGCUAUCUAUAGUAGCAGAACUUUGAAAGGAUUUUUGACCAUUCAACGUAUCUUGGAGGCAACAUCAAAUUCUAGAGGACAUAUAUACUUUCUACAUUAUAUACUCCAGCUGGUUAUUAAGAUAGUCUAAAAGUAACAUAAAUGCUUAUGAGAAAAGAAUGAGAGCUAAUGUGACUUAAAACUAGCUUUGUAUAGAAUUCCUCUUUCAUUGCUUAAAACUGGAACUUCCUCAGGAAGAAAUGAAAUGGUUAUUUCAAUGUUUAUAGCUAUGAUAUUCUUGUCAUUCACAUUGAAUGAAAAUUACUGGAAACAUUUUUUUCUCUGAGUUUUUUAAAAUAAAAAACCUAAAUAUAAUUCUGAUAGUAGCAUGGUACC